CAUCACGUGAUCAUCACUGGCGUCUUCAGUCAGCGUCAAACAAACACAUGAAAACAUCACCUUUCUUCUUAUUUAUUUGGUUUCAUCGUCUUAAUUAGUAAUAUUCGCUGUCGUAAAUAUUGAUAGAUACGGAAUAUAUUCAUACGGUUGUGCCGUGAAGCGUAUUUUUGCAUAUGACAAGUGUUUUGUAAGCGCUUACUGUGGGUGCUUCAUCUCAGCUGUGCUUGUUUCCAUAGAAACGAGUAGUGCUAACGGAUGCUAAGCUGAAAAUAUAACGUUACAUCUCUGUGCGUCCGAUUAUGGAUGAUUUCUAAUGUUAUGGAAGCGAUGUAACUCAUCUGUUUGGACAUGAUGUGAAGUUAUUGAAGGAGAUCACCCGUAGAGAAGAGAUCACACAUCCCGAGGAGCGAUGUCUCAGUUCUCCAGCGAGGAUGAGGCAGAGCUCCAGACCCUGCUGCGAGAGCUCCUGAAAAGUGUCAAAGACAGAAUCUCGGGAGCACCAUCGGUAGAAUGUGCCGAAGAGAUCUUGCUUCAUUUGGAGGAAACUGACAAGAACUUUCACAAUUAUGAGUUUGUGAAGUAUCUGCGGGAGUAUGUGGAGAGCAGUUUGGGAGCGGCUAUUGAAGAAGAGACUGAACAUUUUACCAGGGGUGAUAGUCAUGCUAUUGGGUCCGGACAGGACAGUCUGGUUCACGCUGUUACUAAGAGGACUAGGGAGUCCACACAGUAUAAACAGAUGAUGCAGACUCUGAAACAGACCAUGAUGGUGGUUGUGGAAUCACUAAUCAAUAAAUUUGAGGAAGAUCAGCUUAAGAAAGAGGAAAUGGACAGGAAGAUCCAACAUGAACAGUCAAGCAACCAUUACACUGACAACUGCUCUGACAGUGACUCUUCAUUCAAUCAGAGCUAUGCAUUUAUCAAACACGAACAAUUGCAAGUCAUCGCUGAGAAGCUUGACCCCGGUAGACCACGAGAGGUUCGCUGGGAAGCUUUGCAGUCUCUGUGCUAUGCCCCUCCCUCUGAUGUCCUGAGCUGUGAAAGCUGGACUGGUCUGCGCCGAAACCUCUCUGCUGCACUCACUGACCCUGACCCUGAGCUCAGCGAUAAAGUCCUCCAGUUUUUUGCAAAAACCUUUUCGUCUUCUCCAUUAAAUGUGACUAAGGAUAUCUACGCUAGCAUCGCAAAAAGCUUGGAGGCUCAUUUCCUGUAUCACAAGUUGAGUUUUCCCAGCGGUUCUUCAAGUAUUGAUGCGAACAGACCAGAUAUGGCCCGUCUCCUCAAACAGAUGCGAUUAAUGAACGACUUUCAAAAGGAAGUGACAACAUUUUGGAUACGACAUCCUGAGAAGUACAUGGAGGAAAUAAUUGAGAACACCCUCUCUCUUCUCGCUCUGCAUUCUGAACAAGGCAUGAGCAGUCCCGGCUCAGAGAAAUCCCUAGAGCCUAUACACUUAAUCUCUCUGCUGGAUAUCAAAGCCACCUGGUUUAAGAAAUGGAUGCAUGGCUACUACAGCAGAACCGUUGUCUUAAGACUUCUUGAGAGGAAAUACAAGUCUUUGAUUGUUAAUGCUCUGCAGCAGUGCAUUUAUUACUUCGAUUCCUGUGAUUCAGUAAGAGAGGAAACCUUGGAAAUUAUCCACAGCCUGGAACAUCAGCAGAUUGGCCCUGCUCGGAGAACUCUCUACACUUCUAAAGAGCUGGAGUUUGUUUAUUUCGUUCACUCGCUGUGUGUGCUCGGGAGGCUUGUGAUGUACACUAAUGGAAGGAAACUUUUCCCCAUUAAAGUGAAGAAGCGGAGAGAUCCGGUAACUUUGACCGACUUGGUUGUGAUUCUGAUCAAUAUCAUAUACCAACACCCAAAACCAUCCUGUGGUGAGACACCACAUGCAGACUCCCUGUCUCCCACUCAUCUUGUGAUGGAGGUGUUAAGGACCCUGUGUGACCGCAUUGAGUGUGCUGUGGAGUGUCUCUACCAAAUCCCUGUUAUAGAGACUCUGCUGGCUCCCGUUAUCACCCUGCUUAAAGGAAAGCUGCCCAAAUUAAAUUCCCUAGAAAGUGCCCUGACUCACAUAGCAGACACCCUGGCGAGGAUCGCUACCACUGAACGAGGUUUAUCACUCCUGCUUUAUGACAGAAAUCUCGUCUCGGCCGAGGGUGAAAGUAUUUCAGCUGCACAUGUGGUUAUGCAGUUUACUCAGAGGCUGUUGGCAAAAGAGCUGCAUGUGUUCAGUGAGCUGGAGAUUUCUACUGCUGUGAGCGGGGCCUUUAUCUUCGUCUGUCGGCAGAUGUACAACACCUGCGAGGGGCUGCAAGUUCUACGGCCAUACACCCUACAUGAGUGCAUCGCUAAAGCCUGGAGAACGACAAGCUCAAUGUCAGAGAGAGUUCCCACUCCUGUUCCUGGAGCUCCCCCAGUGCUGGCUUCCCAGGAGUUGCAGAGCGUGGUGGCCUGGGAAGAGAUGCUGUUGGACAACCUGCUGAAUUUUGCUGCCACACCAAAAGGACUGCUACUCCUCCAACAGACUGGAGCCAUUAACGAGUGCGUCACCUACAUGUUCUCAAGAUUCACCAAAAAACUACAGGUCAGCAGGUGUGAGAAGUUUGGUUAUGGUGUGAUGGUGACCCAGGUGGCUUCCACAGCCCCAGGCAUUGUGGCCUUGCAAAGCUCAGGAUUUUUCCAGACAAUCGUGGUGGAGCUGUGGUCAGCCUUGGAGUGUGGUCGAGAGGAUGUGAGGGUGGUCCAUCCGAAAUCUACUCCAAUGGACCCUAUUGACAGGAGUUGCCUCAAGUCCUUCCUGUCUCUAGUCAAUCUGCUUUCUUCACCUCACGCUGUGUGGGAGCUGCUGGGACAUCGAGCGCUUCCUAACAAGACAGAGUACAAUCUGAGAGAGAUGGCCACAUCAGUUUUAGACCUGAUUGACCGCCUCAUCAUCAUUAACUCUGAUGCGAAGAUUCACUCCCUUUUCAACUACGAGCAGUCCCACACGUUUGGCCUGAGGCUCUUGAGCGUGCUGUGUUGUAACCUGGAUUCUUUUCUUCUGCUGGAGUCUCAGUAUAACCUCACCGAGUUACUGCUGCAGGGUCAGAAGGACAAUGUCACAGAGCCGCCCACAGGUGAAGGGGAAUUCAUCAUCGAUGGACUGUCUGUGGAAAGAAACCAUAUCCUUGUUCGAAUCUGUGCAGUUGGUGGCCCGUCAGAGAGGAGACUUCCUCGCAGAGGCCUGGAGAAGGGAAGUGACCCUUACCCAUGGCCAAUGGUGUUUACCUACCCUCUGCCCAAGUUUUACACCCUUGACGUGCCCAAGACUCUCCGCACUAAACAGGAGUCAGAGAUCAGUGCUUUCUUGGCCUCGUCUAAAGAAAAUGAGAGAGAUGCUAGCUGGAUGGAUGACUGCAGGAGACAGUUCUGCAAGAUCAUGGCUACAAAGUCAAACACUCUGACUGGAUACGUUCUUGCUGAUCUGUUGGAGAAGGUCGUGCUGCAUCUCUCUUCUUCAUCUACCGACUGCUUCUUUCCACCGGCUGAAUAUAAAGUGGUGGACCACAGUGUAAAGACUCGAAGCCUGUCUUCUGUGGAGCAGUUAGGUGUGGGGAUAUCCCUCAGGUAUGGCAAGUUCCUGAAGCUAUUGAGAGAAGAUUCAGAACAGGAUCUGUGUCUUUUGCUAAAGCACUGUCAGGAGUUUCUCUCUCAGCAACGAGUCAAGGUCACCUCUGAGCUCUCCUAUUUUCAGGGGGGUUAUCCUGGUCACGAUUGGUUUGCCUCCACAGUUUUUUUGCUCAUGCAUGGCGACGUGGGCCGUUCUCUGAGUCUGCUCUUGCGUUUCUCCCGUCUGCUGCCGUCUGCCUUCCUGUGGCCCCCGAGACUGCACAGCUCUGUGCAUCUCCCUAUAGAAAUCGCUCAAUCGGGAAUACAUCCGAUCUACUCCUGCACCGCUCAUUAUGUUGAAAUGUUGCUCAAGGCCGAGGUUCCUCUGGUUUAUUCUGCCUUCAGGAUGUCUGGCUUCACUCCCUCUCAGAUCUGUAUUCAGUGGCUUGGCCAGUGUUUCUGGAACUAUCUAGAUUGGCCUGAGAUCUGUCACUAUGUGGUCACCUGUGUCAUCAUGGGACCAGAUUACCAGGUGUACAUGUGUGUUUCUGCCCUCCGUCACCUGCAGCAAGAGAUCCUGCAGCACACACAGACGCAGGACCUGCAGGUCUUUCUGAAGGAGGAACCAAUCCACAGCUUCAGGAUGAGUAAUUACCUGGAGUACAUGGAGGGGCUGGAGCGCAACUACAGAUCCAUGGUGCUCUCGGACAUGAGGAGCAUCUUACCAAGGAGCAGCUAGAAGGAAAUCUGAAGAUCAGCAGGGACUGAAAGUGCUUGUGGUACAGAAUGAGACUGAAAAUGUUGCAUGGAAUUUAGGCUGUUUUUGCAACGCAACAUGCUCGACGUGCAAGAGGCCGGCGUUUUGACGGACACCAUGUGAAUAUUUGAGUAUUGAGUAUGAGUAUUCUCACUCAGGGGAUCAUAAAUAUAAGAAAUCAAACUCUUCAAAGGCUAGUAAAUAAGUAACUGUAACUGCAUUGACUGGUACAUUUGUUUUGUAAAAUGAUGCUAAACUAUAUAUUUCACUAUUGUGUAUGUGAGCGUGUGUGUGUGUGUAUAUAUAUA
Rhinichthys klamathensis goyatoka is the source of this 4650-nucleotide messenger RNA. It is a transcript of the gene tbc1d32, whose product is annotated as TBC1 domain family, member 32. The record is from RefSeq and is a predicted model, not a curated record. NCBI's taxonomy places the organism in Eukaryota, Metazoa, Chordata, Actinopteri, Cypriniformes, Leuciscidae. Bases 410 to 4324 code for a protein of 1304 amino acids. The transcript is spliced from 34 exons. Gene Ontology annotation, biological process: non-motile cilium assembly.